GAACUGGUGUUGUAGAAACAAUAGAAUCCUAAAUUUUAAAAUUUGAAAGAUGUUUUAUUGUUAUAUAGAAAACAGAAAUUUCCAAAAUAAGGAAUAUAUGGUGCUGUAUAGCGCCAGUUUGAGUUUAGACGUAAAUCCUGUUUCGUGUUUGACAAUUUGGAAACAAUCAUCGAUUCUUUGACUGACUAUUUCUUUAAAGGAUCAUCAAUCAUCAUCAUCAUCGUCAUCUUUUUAGUUUACUGUUGGUUCCAUACCUCAAAAGAAAGCUGAUCGAAGAUCCGGAGCUGUGCAAGUAUAAUGAGAACGCCGGAGCAUUUUACGUGUUUUCUACUGCUUGUUUCUGUGAUUCAUGCUGCGAAUUAUGGUCCAACCGAUAGGAUCUUUCUAAAUUGUGGUGCAAAUGGAGAAAUUAGCGAUGAUGAUGGUAGAAAAUGGACCUCUGAUAUGAAUGCAUCAUCAUCAGUGGGAAACUCCUUAGCUUCUGAUGCUGCUACCCAAAAACCUUCUGUUCCUACAACCCCUUACAUGAGCGCCCGCAUAUUUCAAUCUGAAUUCACUUACAGCUUCACGGUAUCAUCUGGAAGGAAGUUUGUCCGCCUUUACUUCUACCCUGCGGAUUAUGCUAAGCAUGUUGCCAAACUUGGGGUCUUCUCUGUUGAUAUUGGACCGUAUUCCCUUUUAAGAAACUUUAGUGCAUUUGAAACUGCCACCAAUCUCAACUAUGAUUUCUUUUCCAAGGAAUAUUCUGUAAAUACUGGAUCCGGGGGGGAUUUGAAUGUCACAUUUACUCCUGAUCCAAACACUCCUGAUUCAUAUGCGUUUAUUAACGGGAUUGAAAUUGUGCCUCACCCAGAUGAUAUCUAUUCCUCCAAAGGAUUUACGCUGGUUGGUGCCUCCGGGUCUUUCGGCAUUGACAACACUACUGCACUUGAAAAUGUAUACCGGUUAAAUGUUGGUGGACAAACUAUUUCAGCUAGCGGGGAUACUGGGCUCUUUAGACGAUGGGGGGAUGACACUCCUUAUAUAUACGGUUCUGCCAUUGGGAUUCCUGUAGCUGCUGAUCAGAACGUUACAAUCAGUUAUCCUUCAGGGUUUCCAGAUUAUGUUGCACCAGUUGAAGUGUAUAAAACAGCUCGAGCCAUGCUUCCAAACCCACAAGCCAACCUUGGGUUCAAUCUGAGUUGGUACUUUGAUGUUGAUACCGGUUUCACAUACCUGGUUAGGCUCCAUUUUUGUGAAAUUGCUCCAGAUAAAACGAAACCUAACCAAAGGGUGUUUGAAAUUUUAAUAAACAAUCAGACCGCAGAGGCCGCUGCAGAUGUUAUUCUUUGGGCAUCAGAGAGUAAGGUUCCUGUUUAUAAAGAUUAUGGGGUGUUUCUUCCACUUGGGAGUCCAAGACAAGAUCUCUGGCUAGCAUUGCAUCCUAACACUUACAUGACACCGAUGGACUAUAAUGCCAUCUUGAAUGGUAUCGAGAUCUUCAAAGUAAACACGAGUGGUGGAAAUCUUGCGGGAUCACUUCCAAAUCCAAUACCAAGCCAGCCCAUCAUCGACCCCUCUAGAGUGUUGCCACUUAGUAAAUCAGAUCACAAAGGAGGGAUAAUUGGUGGUUCCAUCGGUGGUGGACUUGCAGGCAUAGUUUUUGUUAGCCUUGUUGUUUGUUUUCUUUCCCAUAAAGGAAAAAGACAAAAGAAUCAAAACUCGAGCGACCGGACCUCUAAUUGGCUACCACUUUCCUUAUAUGGAAACUCGGACGCUACCGCCAAGACGUAUGGAAGUUAUGCUCCUUCAAACCUUGGUCGCCAUUUUACUUUUGCAGAGAUUAAGGAUGCCACCAAUAACUUUGACGAGGAUCGACUUGUUGGCGUUGGUGGAUUUGGUAAGGUUUAUAGAGGAGAGAUCGAUGGUGGAACGACUAAACUCGCUAUCAAAAGAGGAAACUCACUCUCUGGCCAAGGUGUAAACGAAUUUAGAACGGAACUCGAAAUGCUUUCAAAGCUUCGGCAUCGUCACCUUGUUUCUUUAAUCGGUUACUGUGAAGAAAAUUCUGAGAUGAUCCUUGUAUAUGAUUACAUGGCUCACGGAACACUAAGAGAGCAUCUUUACAAGACGCAGAAUCAACCGUUAACAUGGAAGCAACGACUUGAUAUAUGCAUAGGUGCAGCACGCGGCCUACACUAUCUUCACACGGGUGCCAAACACACCAUCAUCCAUAGGGAUGUGAAAACAACCAACAUCCUCUUGGACGAAAAUUGGGUUGCCAAAGUGUCGGAUUUCGGGCUAUCAAAGACGGGCCCUGCCAUGGAUCACACUCACGUAAGCACAGUUGUUAAGGGUAGUUUCGGGUAUUUGGAUCCUGAAUACUACCGGAGACAGAAGUUGACCGAGAAGUCAGAUGUGUACUCUUUUGGAGUUGUGCUUUUUGAGAUAUUAUCUGCUCGGCCUGCCCUGAACCUGACACUUUCAAAAGAGCAAGUGAGCUUAGCAGAAUGGGCGUUGCACUGUCACAAGAAGGGCAUUCUUGAUGAGAUUCUGGACCCGUAUUUGAGGGGGAAAGUUUCACCCGAGUGCUUCACGAAAGUGGCAGAAAUCGCUGUCAAGUGUCUUGCUGAUGAGGGGAUACGUAGACCAUCAAUGGGAGAUGUUCUUUGGAACCUCGAGUUUGCUUUGCAGCUUCAAGAGAGCGCAGGUGAGGGAUCAGUCGAAAUGGAAAAUGAUGAGACACCGCUGAACGGAAAGUCAAAGGAUUUCAAUGAAAGUGUGACGGACUCGACAAGCAUCACUAGUCAAAGUCUCGCGAGUGUCGACUCGAAUGGCUUGACACCAAGUGCAGUUUUCUCGCAGAUUAUGAACCCGAAUGGACGUUAGCCGGUUAUACGUUUGUGAUAUUUUGGAUUUAGUACUUUAUAUGUUAUAACAGGGUGUAUCUAAAAUUAGAAAACAUUGCGAGUUUUUAUAAUGUUAUAUAUACACAUACAUACUAUAUAAAUUGCAAUGGUAUA
Molecule: messenger RNA, 3002 nt
Organism: Helianthus annuus (common sunflower)
Lineage: Eukaryota; Viridiplantae; Streptophyta; Magnoliopsida; Asterales; Asteraceae
Product: receptor-like protein kinase FERONIA
Exons: 2
Coding region: 298-2868 (856 amino acids)
Biological process (GO): protein phosphorylation
Molecular function (GO): protein kinase activity; ATP binding
Source: RefSeq, a predicted model, not a curated record